AUGGCUUUAGAUUAUUCCGCUACGUAUAAAUUGCUGGUACUUGGCGAUUCAAAUGUAGGAAAAACAUGCAUAGUUCACAGGUACUGUGACGAAAGAUACUACGACAUAUACAUAUCGACAAUAGGCAUAGACUUCAAACAAAAGAUAAUCAACUUGGAUGGAGUGCCAAUCAAGCUUCAAAUUUGGGAUACGGCUGGCCAAGAGCGGUUUCGAACGCUGACAACUGCGUACUAUCGGGGAGCUAUGGGCAUUAUUUUAAUGUAUGACAUUACUAAUCUCGAGUCGUUCAAUCAUUUGUCUUAUUGGCUCAGGAAUAUUCAAGAGUACGCAUCUCCCGACGUGAUCAAGGUUUUAGUGGGCAACAAAUGUGACGUGCAUGAUAACCACCGAGCAGUUCCAAAAGAAAGAGGCCAAAAGAUAGCUGACGACUUUGACAUGCCAUUCUUCGAGGUGUCCUGUAAGAACAACAUUAACAUAGAGGAGGCUUUUGUUACGUUAUCCAGAAGAAUUAGAGAAUAUAGAGAGACUAAGGCGGAUGCUUUUGAACUGAACGACAGAGACAACGUCAUAAAACCAUCGGAUUCUGAGACAGACGUAUCUAAAUGCAGCUGUUAGCCUGAUUGUUCUAAUCUUAAGGUAGUUUGAUGCAAUUUGUCUUAAUUAAGAACACUACGUUUUAGACACAGAUUCUUAGAUAGGUACUCUGUCUUAAUAUAUCGAAAAACUUGUUGAUAUACAGGUACGUUAUUCAAGGUAUUACAAAAAGUCUAUGGGCUGAAGAACCAUAAAGUUUUCUAAAUAUAUAAAAAACAGACUCGUAAUAAAUAUUUCAUCGUUGCUUUAAAAAUGUAUGUAUGGAAAAUAUCAAAGGUUUUAAAUCUUGUUAUAAGUUAUUUACU
This is a messenger RNA of Hyposmocoma kahamanoa, 899 nucleotides long. It is a transcript of the gene RabX4, whose product is annotated as ras-related protein Rab-8A. Gene Ontology annotation, molecular function: GTPase activity; GTP binding. Bases 1 to 615 code for a protein of 204 amino acids. NCBI's taxonomy places the organism in Eukaryota, Metazoa, Arthropoda, Insecta, Lepidoptera, Cosmopterigidae. The transcript is spliced from 5 exons. The record is from RefSeq and is a predicted model, not a curated record.